Messenger RNA from Adineta steineri, 480 nucleotides. NCBI's taxonomy places the organism in Eukaryota, Metazoa, Rotifera, Eurotatoria, Adinetida, Adinetidae. The record is from the annotation of a GenBank genome assembly.
AUGGGUGUGGGCUUAUUAAAUAAGAUACAUAUUCAAUUUCCGUUCACUUUUUGGGAUGAAAAACUCGACAAUAUAUUUAUUUCUUCGAAUCGUUUUCGAUUUUUUGGCUGUGCUUCACAGGAUCAUAUCCUUAUUUUAUUCGUUGCUGGUAAAUUAGCACGUGAAUUAGAACAACAAACUGAUGAACAAAUAGUUGAACAAAUUAUUCAAUGUCUUCAGCCAAUCUAUCCACAAAUGCCAAAGCCUACGAAAUGGUUAAUGACUCGAUGGGGAUCCGAUCCAUUUGCUUAUGGAUCUUAUUCAAAUUUUAAAACUGGUUCAACACAUGAAACUGUAGAAGAAUUAGCAAAAGAAUGUUAUGAUGGUAGAAUACAUUGGGCAGGUGAACAUACAAAUUAUGGUGGAGCAAUAGGAUGUGUUGAUAGUGCUUUUGAAAGUGGCCAUCGUGAAGCAAAACUUAUUUAUAAUAAACUAAAUUAA